GUAACUGACACGUGUUUAACUGUGGGACUGUUUGAAGGCAAACUUAGCAGCAUUUAAAAGAGAAAGAAGCAGGGGCAAUUAAGUGGAAAGGAGACAGGUGACGUCAUGCCUCUUGUUGUGGUUCGCCCGACCAAUCGGACCUGCUGCAUUGAUACUACGGGAGCCGGAAUGGGACUACCACCUCCAUCACAGGACUUCCCUAUUCCUGCAAUAACGCAUUGCGCAGAGGCGCGAUCCUCCUGCAGCUUUAACGCCUUUGACAUGGAAACCCCUUUGCAGUUACAGCACAGUUUGUUCCGCGAGCAGCAGCAACAUCAUCUGCAGUGUCAGAGUCACGGUGAUCAUCAGUUCCUCAACCAGGAUAGUCCUUGCAACCAUUGUAACAAAUGCACAUAUGUGGCGAACGAUAACCUACACCUUUUUCAUAAUUCCUCCCCCCUAGCUGGAGCUUACAGAACCAACUCUUCGCCUGUCUCCUCCUCUUCUAGACAAGGCAGCCAACUUAACGUGAGCGAGUUUACGCCUUCCAGUCAUGCCAGUUCGUUCAAGCAAUACCACUGUCAUCAUCACCAUCAUUACCAGCAGUGCCACAGCCGGCAGCAGGCAAGUCCAACAAGCCACCAAAGGGAGAACAACCCUUUCACCGAAAUAGCCAUGAGCAGCUGCCGGUACAACGGCGGAGUGAUGCGACCGCUGAGCAACCUGAGUUCGUCCCGCAGGAACCUUCAUGAACUGGACUCUGAAUCGCAGCCUUUGCAGCCCAUUUCAGCUGGAAGUGCAGCACCGGAGGUAGUCAUCUCCAAGCCAGAGCACAACAACUCAAACAACUUGGUGCCCUACGGCUCUGGUGGUGGUGGCGGUGGUGGAGGAGGAGGGGGUUCGGGGAACAGUGGUGGGAAAUCCAGUAAAAAGAAGAACCAAAAUAUUGGCUACAAGCUAGGGCACAGGAGAGCUCUCUUCGAGAAAAGGAAGCGACUGAGUGAUUAUGCUUUAAUCUUUGGAAUGUUUGGCAUCGUUGUGAUGGUUAUAGAGACGGAACUUUCUUGGGGGGCGUAUGGAAAGAUAUCGCUAUAUUCGUUAGCUCUAAAAUGCCUUAUUAGCCUUUCUACGAUUAUUCUGCUUGGUCUAAUUAUUGUAUACCACGCACGAGAAAUCCAGUUAUUCAUGGUAGACAAUGGGGCAGAUGACUGGAGAAUAGCAAUGACAUAUGAGCGAAUUUUUUUCAUUUGCUUGGAAAUAUUGGUUUGUGCGAUUCAUCCUAUUCCAGGGAAGUAUACUUUUACAUGGACAGCACGGCUUGCCUUUUCUUAUACCAUAUCUACAGCAAUUGCUGAUGUGGACAUCAUUUUAUCAAUACCAAUGUUCUUAAGACUGUAUUUAAUCGCCAGAGUUAUGCUUCUGCAUAGCAAACUUUUUACGGAUGCCUCAUCAAGAAGUAUAGGAGCACUAAACAAAAUCAACUUUAAUACCCGUUUUGUAAUGAAGACAUUAAUGACCAUAUGUCCAGGAACAGUACUUCUGGUCUUUAGUAUCUCACUAUGGAUAAUCGCUGCAUGGACUGUCCGAGCUUGUGAAAGAUAUCAUGAUUUUCAAGAUGUAACAAGCAACUUUCUGGGAGCUAUGUGGCUUAUUUCAAUUACCUUUCUAUCCAUUGGGUAUGGAGAUAUGGUACCUCACACAUACUGUGGAAAGGGAGUUUGCUUGCUGACUGGAAUCAUGGGUGCUGGUUGUACUGCACUGGUGGUGGCUGUUGUUGCAAGAAAACUCGAAUUAACCAAAGCUGAAAAACAUGUACAUAACUUUAUGAUGGACACACAGCUGACAAAACGAGUGAAAAACGCAGCUGCCAAUGUACUCAGGGAAACAUGGUUAAUUUAUAAAAACACAAAGCUAGUUAAAAAAAUAGACCAUGCAAGAGUCAGAAAACAUCAGCGAAAAUUCUUGCAGGCAAUCCAUCAAGCUCGGAAAUUAAGAAGUGUAAAAAUGGAACAGAGAAAACUGAACGAUCAGGCAAACACUUUGGUGGAUCUGGCAAAGACUCAGAAUAUUAUGUAUGACAUGAUUUCAGAAUUAAACGAAAGAAGUGAAGACUUCGAGAAAAGAAUUGUAACACUGGAAAAUAAAUUAGAGACCUUAAUUGAAAGCAUUCAAUCUCUCCCCGGACUGAUUAGCCAGACAAUCAGCCAACAGCAAAGGGAGUUUAUUGAAACAAGUAUGCACCUUUAUGAAAAGCAAGUUGCCUACAGUGCUGAAAGAUCACGGUCUUUGUCUAGACGAAGGAGAUCCUCCUCCACAGCCCCGCCAACUUCAUCAGAAAGUAGCUAGAAUAUAACAAAUUAACAGAAUAAAGACUUUUUUGCCAUCAUAUGGUCAAUAUUUUAGCUUUUAUUGUGAAGCCCUACAGUUCUAAGCAGUGUUAUCCCGGUUCUGAUAUCAGAAUCUAGGGAACCUGAACAUGUUUUAGGCCAAAUUGAGUAAAAUACUCUACUUAUUUUAGAUGCACAGUGAAUGCACCUGUCAUUGCUAAAUAAAUUGUUUCUUCUGUAAUUUGAUUAACUUUUUACUCAUGCACUGCAGCAAACUUUCCUACUAUAAUAUACAAUAAAAAUAAUAAUUUCUGCAUGUUUUGUUUGGUCACUUUCAGAUCUACUUUUCUGAGUGCAGCUGAGUUUUAAUCCAGGAAAAAACGCAACUGUAUGACCUCACUUAUAUUUUUGGUAGAUCAGCUUUGACUUAUAAAACAAUGACAUGCUCAUUUGCAGGUAUCACAGCAGGCCAUAUCAUUGCUAAAUCUUAAAGUAACUAUUUUAAGUGCCAAAGCUGGGAAAAGACUAUUUGUUAGAGAAGAUCAUGAGGAAUAAGGAAAGGCAAUAGCAUAUGAUUUUUUUUCUUCUGUAUUCAAUUACCAACACAUCAUUUCUGUACACCAUAACUGCAUCACAUUCUACAGUCAUUAAAAUGCUUAAGUCCAAAGAAAGUUAAUGGAUAGCAUUACCUUUAUUGUUCAUUUAUCACUAGAAAAUGAGACUGACUAUGUAGGGCUUACACAAUUUUUGUAUUCAUUUCUUAUUUUCUCCAGCCUAUUUUAUGUUAAUCACAUUUCUCCUGUGCUGUUUUGUAGUUGGACUUAACCACAAGUAUUCAGUUACACUGUGAAGCUUACCGUGUGGUCCUUCCACUACAUUAAAGUUCCACAAAAAUGGCUACCUGAAGCAGAAGUAUCUGGGGUAUAAUACUGGAGUGAUACGUGUACACUGUUGCAUUUAAAAGGAGCCAUUAGAGUAUAGUAGGUGUGCUGGUGUGCAGACAGGACUAAACAUUUCUCAGUCACCAUCAGGGAAUGGUUUGCAUGUGCAUGGUCAUUACUGCAUAGUGGCUUAUAGGUGGCGGCACCAUUUAUGCCAACAGUGGAUCCAUGGUUUCUCACAUAACAAACAAGGGAAUGAACAACAAGGAAAAAACUUUAUAUAUUUGGAGCUAUCCAGCCUGUCUUUGUACCAUUUAUGAAGACCAGCCAAAGUUGAACAGGAAAAAUGAUCAUCACAGACUUCAUUGUACAUCCAUCUGAUAGAAUGCUCUACUAGAUGAAAUGACCAGCCUUACAUGGCUAUUACAUUUAUGAACAUCAGUUAUUAUUAUUAUUAUUAUUUGCAUUUUUCUUGGUUACUUUUUAGUAGAUUCUGGUAUGUUUUGUAAGAAAUGGUAUUUUAACCUUUGCCAUUGUAAGAAAAUCAAAUUGAAUAUUAUUUUAUUAGCCAGAAUUAAUUGUUGGUAUAUCAUUCUGUGUUGUUUGUAUAUGUAUAACAAAAAUAUUUUUUCAAUUUAAAUAAGAUUUCAUAAAAUUCAAUGUACAGUAGUAGAUACCUAAUGGAGUUUACUUUCCAUUACUAAAACUGCAUUCUCAUAAUUUUACUUUUGAUUAAUAUGCCAAACUUUUUUAUUUAAGAAGCUAAUAACCACCAUGCCCUCCACUUGUAUAGAAUAUGUACGGUUUGUGCCUAUCACUAAGUUGCAAAGGUAGUACACACAAACACACACAACUCACACAAAUAAGACAUGAAAAGUAAUUAGCCUAGCCUAACAGCAUAAUGCAUGAAUGUUGAUUAUAAACGCCUGGGCAACAAAGAGUACAGUGAUGGAAAAAAAUGCUACCCUCUUUUUUUUUGAAAAUAUUAUCCUGAAAAUUGUAAAAAAGCAUGUAACUCAUGUUAUUGUAAGAUAGAAGGUAUAUGCAAAGUUCAAACAUAUGAGCAAGUGCUUAUACCAGAAGUACGAAGUCAACAAUAGGGCUUCUUACUGCAUACAUAUUACAGUAGCAUGGUUUUGUAAUGGCAAUAAUUUGUAUAAACAUUACAUUUAGUUCUGGAGAGCUCUUUUUUAGCAGAGUAAAAGCAAGCUGUGUGCUAUACAGCUAUGAAUAAAAGCCAUGAUUUUGUUGAUACUGCGAAUCAUCAUGUAGGUCUUAUUCAAAUUUGCUUUUUGGCUACAAGUCAAGUAUUUCAGAGAUAUGUUACUUACCUUGCAGUGGCUUUAUUUUUGAUAAAAUACAUUUUUUACAUUUA
This is a messenger RNA of Protopterus annectens (West African lungfish), 4562 nucleotides long. RefSeq names its product potassium calcium-activated channel subfamily N member 2 (gene KCNN2). Gene Ontology annotation, biological process: potassium ion transmembrane transport. Lineage: Eukaryota; Metazoa; Chordata; Ceratodontiformes; Protopteridae. Gene Ontology annotation, cellular component: neuron projection; plasma membrane; neuronal cell body. The coding region runs from base 106 to 2325 and encodes 739 amino acids. The record is from RefSeq and is a predicted model, not a curated record. The transcript is spliced from 10 exons. Gene Ontology annotation, molecular function: calmodulin binding; small conductance calcium-activated potassium channel activity.